Molecule: messenger RNA, 2395 nt
Organism: Lutra lutra (Eurasian river otter)
Lineage: Eukaryota; Metazoa; Chordata; Mammalia; Carnivora; Mustelidae
Product: testis-specific serine/threonine-protein kinase 5-like
Biological process (GO): intracellular signal transduction; microtubule cytoskeleton organization; protein phosphorylation
Cellular component (GO): cytoplasm
Molecular function (GO): protein serine/threonine kinase activity; ATP binding; tau-protein kinase activity
Source: RefSeq, a predicted model, not a curated record
ACAGAAGGCUGACGGACUAGGAGAACAUCUGUCCUACCAGACCAUUCCCAGGCCUUCACGGUCACAGGCACACCAUGACCACUGCAGAUCCCCACAGGGAACAAGCCAGGGCCACAGACAAUCACAAGCCUCCACCAAGAGCCAGGCCCUCCCAGGACACCUGCAUGACAGCAGACCAGCAGCCACCAAGCCAGCUAGCUCAGAGCGGAGAGACCACAUAUGUGCACUUCGAUGGGCCAAAUUCUCACCUGUAGAACUUGGCUGUGGUUUGCGAUGGUGGAUGAGAACGCCUACUGCAGGAUGGCUGUGUCAGGUGUGGUCUGUAGACGGGAGGCAGGGACUGAGGGGGUGUGGCCACUCCGAGCGGCUUAGCACCGUGUCGGCCACACAGUAGAUGCUCAUUAACGUCGUCUGCUACUCCCUGUGGCAACAGUGCCCCCAGAAGGCUCUGCAGGCCAGAAGUCAGGGGUCGUGUUGGCUUUCCUCUCCUAGAGCCCAGACUGGAGACCCUUGCUUGCCUUGGAGAUGGGCCGUCAAGUCUGAGGAGAGCUCUGGGGGUAAGACCAGGGUCAGCGGACCUGGCGGCCUCCACACUACCCUCGCAAAGGAAGAGGGGCACGCACCAGCGCACGCUGGGUUUCCUUUCCCCUUCUUUGUAUACUUAGAAGCCCUGCUUACCUUCCCUCGCCCACCCUCUCCACACGCUUCUUGAAGGGUCUUUUGUGACUAGUCACAUAAGGCCUCACACUGCCGUGGGGAUUCUCACCCCACAAGGAGCAGGCCCCAUGCAAGAUGAGGAUAGUUCCAGCAAGACGUUCUCAGAGAAGGCAGGCCCUGGGGGACAGAACACCCUUCUUUGAGGGCACAAUGCAAGAGCAGCUCUAGAACCUCCGUUCUGGAAUCUGCCCCUGCUUUCCCAGAGCCUGCCUCGACCCACACCAGUCCACGGCUGCGUUCGCUUCCCACUCCGAGCUCUCAGCCCUGGUCACUCCCCUGCCUCUGCCCCAGUCCCAGAAAGACUUCAGAAACGGGGGUGCAGCCUCGAGGGGCCCAGGGCCCAGCAGCCUCCUCCGGCCCUGUUGCCCUAGCCCUUCUGAUCCCGGUCAGGCCUCUGCCCCGCCCCCUGCUCCUCCCACCCAAGGCCCCGCCCCCUCCCGUGGCACCCCGCCCUUCAUGAAGGGCAGUUCCCCGCGAAAGCUGGACCAGCAAAACUUCAUGGAGCCGGUGCGCGAAUGCAGGGACAACGGCUACCUGCUCUCUUCCAGGAAGAUUGGCUCUGGGGCCUUCUCCAAAGUCUACCUGGCCUACGCCACACAUGAGCGCAUGCAGCACAACCCCAAGCUGGCCUCUGACCUGGGAGGCAAACACCAUGCCAUGGUGGCUAUCAAGAUCAUCUCCACGGCUGAGGCCCCCAUGGAGUUCUCCCAGAAGUUCUUCCCCCCUGAGAUAUCAUCCCUCAAUGCUACCUACAGGCACCUGAAUGUGGUGCAGCUCUAUGAGACCGACCACAACAGCCAGCGCUCCUACUUGGUGCUGGAGUUGGCGGCCCGCAGGGACUUGCUGGAGCACAUCAAUGCCGUGUCGGGCCACCGCUGCCGCCCAGGGCUGGAAGAGGAGGAGGCCUGUGGGCUGUUCUGGCAGCUGGUCAGUGCCGUGGCCCACUGCCACAGCUCUGGCAUCGUGCACAGGGAUCUCAAGUGUGAGAACAUCCUGCUGGACGACCAGGGCCUCCUAAAGCUGACCGACUUUGGCUUCGACAACUGCUCGGGCCUCAAGGACUCACUGCUGAGCACCUUCUGCGGCUCUGUGGCUUACGGCAAGUACAAUGGGGAGCAGGCUGACCUGUGGAGCCUGGGUGUCAUCCUCUAUGCCAUGGUGGCCGGGAAGCUGCCCUUCAAGGAGCAUCAGCCACACCACAUGCUGCACCUCAUGCGCCAAGGCCCCGCCUUCGGGCCGGGCGUGUCCCCAGAGUGCCAGGACCUGAUCCGGGGCCUGCUACAGCUAAGGCCGCGCGCACGCCUGGACCUGCACCAGGUGGCCGCCCACUGGGGGGGGGGGGGGGUGCUGUCCGCCACGCAUGCGCUCUUCCGCACCAUGCUCUGCUCGUCGCCAGUGAAGCCAGCCAAGCCACAGCUGCCCACAACCCCGCAUCCCACGGAGCCUGGCAGAGACUCAGAGCGUCCAAGGCCACUCCUGCAGCUCCGGCGCCCCCACCACGGGGGGACUCACCGUGGGAAUGCUUCUGGCCUGACGCCUGAGCCCCCAGAGGGAGUCCCAAGAGGUGCAGGAUCUGCCCAGCGGGAGCUCCGGAGCACGGCGGUAGCAAGCCUGGGGGUGGGCGCCUCCGGGUAGCCACUAUCCCUGAGAUCCACGUUUGCCGUCAGGACCACGCCUG